UUUCUCAGUACUUAAGGAGAUGGCAGUCAGCUGUGACCUAAGAGCUCUGGAGGAGAAAACGCUUACAGAGUUGAGGACGUUUCGUGAACAGUGGAGAAAAGAUGAUCCUUCACUGCCUUAUUUAGACGACGAUAUUUUAGACAAAAUGAAGAAUUUCAUUGCAGAAUGCGUGCAAAUCUCUUGGAGAAUGGUAAACCAGCUUCCACCAUUAAAGAUUGAGCUGGCAAAUAAAGUGCGUAGCCAAAGAUUUGAGGAGUUCUUUGAAAAAGAAGAAGAAGAAAUUACAGAGGAAGUGCCAACCAUGACUAUUUGUGUCUGGCCAGCUCUCACUAACUCCAAAGGUGACGAGGUGCUUGCCAAAGGGAAGGCGGCUAUAAUUCCAAGACCCCAAGCACAAACGUCCGUUUGAACUCAUGGUAGGAUACGCCGGAUAGUCAAUAACCUCUUUUCUACGAACACUCCUUUAAAAAGAGCGAAACAUCUCUCAGCACUACAUUCCAGCAUUCCUUGUUCUCUUUCUUUCUGUUUUUUUUUCUCUCUUUUGUUUUUUGCCUACCAAUUAGUUAUAGCAUAUUUGCUAAUGGCCGAGGUUUAAAUGAUCUCACGGACUUUCAGAGCAGCUUACCUAGAUAACUUCAAAGGGCACGCAAUAAUCUAUUUAAAUUUUAUUCAAUGCAAUAACUAACUUUUUAUGUAGGCGUUUCGGCAAGGCGAGCUCAGCUAGAAACUGAAAUGUCUUCAAUGAGCUGUUGUUAGUAUCAUGUUGUCAUGUAUAGACCCAAUUUAUAUCGUGUUAUAAUCCUGAGUUUAUGGAAAUUAGUUCUCCUGACUUUCAUCUACGAUCUAAACAUCCGUUGAGUUGCGCUUUCAACUCAGCCAAAACCUUUAUAGGCUAGAGCUAACCACGGCACGGUAAAAAACCUAUUAUUCUGACGCAAUAAGUGCAAUUAAAACGAAGAGUCAUAAAGAAAUAUAUGACUCUCUAAGUGUGCAAGUCUCUCAGUUAGAAGAACACCUCAUUUCUUCUAACUUAGGCAGGUCUAAGUCAGACCAGCAAUACGUGGUCGAAAUGUCGCGGACCAACGUCACAAGUAACCAAAUUGUUAGAAAAACAUUUUCGACUUUAUUCCUAUCAAAAAGGCUCGUUAAAAAUUGUAACAUGGAUUACAAUAGAGGUCAGCACGAAGUAAACCAUACCAUGU
This is a messenger RNA of Stylophora pistillata, 1202 nucleotides long. RefSeq lists its product as uncharacterized. NCBI's taxonomy places the organism in Eukaryota, Metazoa, Cnidaria, Anthozoa, Scleractinia, Pocilloporidae. The record is from RefSeq and is a predicted model, not a curated record.